AUUUCUCUAUAUUUAAUAAACACUGAUUGGAGCUGCUUCUUCUGUGGAUAAGCAAAAUUUUGGAAUCUUGAUUCUUGCUGUUUCUGUAGUGUCACAUCCAUUCUUCAAUGGAAUGCUCCCAAGAACAUAUUACUAAUUUCAGUAACUUUGUGCUGAAGGGUGGGCAGAAGAUCCUUCAUGCUGACCUAAAUGAAUUAAUUCAGGGAAGUCCUUUGGCCUUGUUAUACAGGAGUGGAGAAACAAGAUACAACAAAGACAAGAUACUUCAAGGACAAGGUGUGGAUGAACCCCUUUCUGCAACUGGUUUCAGACAAGCAGAUGCUGCUGGUAUAUUUCUCAGUAAUGUAAAGUUUACUCAUGUCUUCUCAAGUGACCUCCUUCGAGCGAAGCAGACUGCAUCCACAAUUAUAGGAAAGAAUAAGUUUUGCAAAGAUAUUGUAAUACAGUAUGAUGCAAGACUUCGAGAGAGGAAAUAUGGGAUUGCUGAAGGAAGGCCAUUGAGUGAUCUAAAGGCAAUGGCAAACGCUGCUGGAGAGCAAUGUCCUUCGUUUACACCAUCUGGAGGAGAAACACUAGAUGAGGUAAGGACACGUGCAAAGAAUUUCUUUGAAUUUCUGUGCCAACUUUCUAUUGAAGAAGAGUGUCAGAAAGAACAAGCUGUUCCGGGUAUGGCAGGCAAUGGCUUGGAAACAUUAGAAGGAAAACCAGUUUUCCCUUUGAGAAACCACUGCUGUGGACUUGAACUUAAUUCUGAUACUGGCAAAGAUACAAAAAUGUUAAAUCCCAAUAUAUUGGUGGUGAGUCAUGGGGCAUACAUGAGAAACUGGUUUGGUUAUUUUGUUUUGGAUCUGAAAUGCACUUUACCAUCAGCUUUAAAAAAGUCUCAGUUAUCUUCUGUGAGUCCUAAUACUGGAGUGAGUCACUUCAUUAUAAACCUUGGAAAUGGAGAUGUGAUUAAACCUGAAAUCAGUUGUAUUUGUCUUAAUCGAGAUGAUCAUUUAGCAGAUGUGAAUACUGAAAAUGUGUAGCUCAAACAAUUAAAAUGUUAGCAAUAUUAAAUGUAUUAUAUAGCAUUUUUAGUCUUAAGUUAUUUAAGCAUGAGAAAUAAUUUAUUUUAAAAAAUACCCUUAAUUAGCAAAUAAGUCUUGACUAAGUUCAAGUUCUAUUUGGAAAAUUGGUCUUAAUAGUUAGUUGGGUUGACUUGAAUUCAGUUAUUGGCAGUAUACUGUAAGAUUCUGAAGAAUUGUAAUAAUCUGUUUUACAAUAAUAUACACAAUAUAGAUGACCUUAGCGCUUGAUAGUAAUUCAGUAUUGUAAAAAAAUCCUAAAAUUAUUCUUUAUGAACAGGAACUUAAAAAGAUAUUACUGUUCAGGACAUAUGGAUCUCUGUUGCUGUAGUGUGGUUGGGUUUUUUUUAUUUAAUAUCUUUUUACCAUUCUACCCAAAAUGUUAUGGAUAUCAUCAGCUGUUUUUCAAAAAGUAUUACAUGGCAAAAAGUUUAGAAAUACUGUAACUAAGGAAGUUAAUUUUUUCUCCAACCUACUGUGCUGUAACUUUAUAUAUUUAAGUUGGUUUUUAUAAAUGUAAAUGUCUUCCUAUUUUAAUAUAAUAUUAUAACCUAGUAGAGGGAGCAUUGUCUAGUGGGAAGAGCAUGGAACUGUAGGUGUUUGGGGAAGACCUGGCUCUGUCACUGACUAGCUGUGAGAACCUGGGCAAGUCUCUUAAUCUUGCCGUGCCUCAGCUUUCCCAUCUGCAAAAAUGGGGAUGAUGAAACUUACCUCACAGGUGUGUGGUGAGGAUUCAGGUUAUUUAAACAUUUUUGAGAUCCUCUGCUGUAAAUCCUUGUACAAAUGCGGAGUGUUGAUUGUUUAAAAUUGUUAGUAGGGUGUGGAGCCCUAACUUGCGCAUUGCCAGAAUGAUGACCUCUGUCCUGAAAAGCAAUUCUUGCACAUGGAACGUUGUGUCCAGCUAGAGUCCCAGUGAUUUAAAUGGGACUCUCAUGAGUGGUUACAUUUGCAGGGUCUAGGCUUCUGUAAGCAGUCAAUGAGUGCUUAUGGUUACUGGUAAUACUGUAUUUUCUUCCACCUUUUGGUGUCUGUAGUAUUCACAUGUAUGAGCGCACAUGUAAUGACCUCUAUAUAUGUUGUAGUAAAACUAUUCUCGCAAUUUGCAUCUUAAAAGAUUGUAAAUAAAAUCAUUAAAGCCCUAUGUGUAGAAUUUCUUGGAUUUUCAGCAUGCCAUGUGUCAUGCUCAAGGUUUAUUUUUGAUACUUAUUCUACAAGGCUAAGUACAAAUCCUGUAUCUUCUUGUAUUGGAACUAUUAGAGGGUGUUCUCUCGGAUUGACUGCAUAACUGCAAAAUGGAGCUACUUUCUAACAUGUUAGUCAGUUGUCUUUUAAAGGGGCCUGUAUAUGUCAAAGUUCUUUACCAAUUAACACCUAGGCAUUACCAUAGAAUUUUAUUUAAUGUUGCAAUACUUAAAAUUGAAGCUGCUUACAACUUUAACUUUUUGGGCUGAAACUUUCAAAGGUGAGGGUCUGCCUCAGUCUAACCUUUUUUUGAAGUUUCAUCUAA
Molecule: messenger RNA, 2574 nt
Organism: Gopherus evgoodei (Goodes thornscrub tortoise)
Lineage: Eukaryota; Metazoa; Chordata; Testudines; Testudinidae
Gene: TIGAR
Product: TP53 induced glycolysis regulatory phosphatase
Exons: 7
Coding region: 108-1028 (306 amino acids)
Biological process (GO): regulation of pentose-phosphate shunt; fructose 2,6-bisphosphate metabolic process; negative regulation of glycolytic process
Cellular component (GO): cytosol
Molecular function (GO): fructose-2,6-bisphosphate 2-phosphatase activity
Source: RefSeq, a predicted model, not a curated record